Messenger RNA from Linum trigynum, 2246 nucleotides. Lineage: Eukaryota; Viridiplantae; Streptophyta; Magnoliopsida; Malpighiales; Linaceae. The record is from the annotation of a GenBank genome assembly.
AGAUUAUAGUUUGGUUCUUUCCUGCUGUCCGAUUAGAGAGAAAGUCUUUCUGUUUUCCUUUCAUGCUCUGCCUACUUCGAGGAAGUCGACGGAGAUGGUGGUGCUCGUUCAACCGACGCCGAAUCUCUCCCCGCCGUCCAUGGUCCUUCACUAUGCGGCAAGCACAAGGAAGAGCAGGAAAUUGAAGCUUACUCGGAAACUAGAGAAGCAAUACCAGCAAGGCAACAGCGGUAUGGCACUCAGCUUCCCGAAAUCAUCGCCGACUCCAGUCCUCAUCGGACGCAAUCCGUUUCCCCGGACUCCCCUUGAAGCUUUGGAUAAAGUUGUCGACGAAAUCGAAACCUCUGUCCAAAAGGGGAUUAAUAUGGACGCGGAAACCUUCGCUUCGAUUUUAGAGACGUGUUACCGGCUCGAUUCAAUCGAACAUGGGAUCAGGAUUCAUCGACUUCUACCCUCGGCCCUUCUGCACAAGAACUUCGGAGUCGCCGCCAAAUUGUUGCGGCUGUAUGCCGCGAGUGGGUAUUUGGAUGAGGCGCACCAGGUGUUCGAUCAAAUGUCUAGGAGAAAAGACUCUGCUUUUACCUGGAACUCGCUGAUUGCUGGGUAUGCGGAAUUGGGUCAGUAUGAAGAUGCCAUGGCGCUCUACUUUCAGAUGGAGGAAGAUGGCGUGAAACCGGACAGAUUCACUUUCCCCCGUGUCUUGAAAGCUUGCGCCGGAAUCGGUGCGAUUCAAGUUGGGCAGGCAGUGCACAGAGACCUGGUUCGGUGGGGAUUCGGCGAUGACGGGUUCGUUCUGAAUGCACUGAUCGAUAUGUACGCGAAGUGCGGCGACAUUGAGAAAGCUCGGAGCAUAUUCGACAAGAUUGGUCACAAGGAUUCCAUUUCAUGGAACUCCAUGCUCACUGCCUACAUUCGUCACGGCUUAAUAGCAGAGGCAUUGCGCAUUUUCAGCAGGAUGAUUCACGAAGGCGUUGAUCUCGACUCGGUCACCGUAUCAACAAUCCUCGCCAACGCAGCUCCUUUACAUCUCAAACAUGAAAUCCAUGGAUGGACCACCAAGCGAGGAAUGCAAUGGGAACUAUCCAUCGUCAAUUCCUUGAUCGUCGUCUAUGCAAACAGCGGUUAUCUAACCGAUGCACGCUGGCUGUUCGACAAUAUGCCCGAGAGAGAUCUCGUAUCGUGGAACUCCAUCAUCUCAGCUCACAGCAAGCACCCUGAAUCGCUGGCCUACUUCAGAGAGAUGGAGAUGGAUAACGUCAUGCCGGACAAGGUUACAUUCGUGGCGACGCUAUCGGCCUGUGCUCAUAUGGGUCUGGUGGAGGAAGGGGAGAGGCUGUUUUCUCUAAUGGUGGAGAAGUAUGCGAUGAAACCCAUCAUGGAGCAUUACGCCUGUAUGGUGAACCUCUACGGCAGGGCUGGAUUGAUCGAUACAGCAUACGACUUCGUCAUAGAGACGAUGGAGCUGGAAGCUGGACCGACUGUGUGGGGGGCUCUGUUGCAUGCUUGUUGUGUGCACAGGAAUUUGGAGGUCGGAGAGGUUGCCGCUCAGUGCCUGUUCGAGCUGGAACCUGAUAACGAGCACAACUUCGAACUUAUGGCGAAGAUCUACAGCGAUGGUGGUCGGGUGGAGGAUGCGGAGAGAGUGAGACGAAUGAUGGUGGAUAGAGGGCUGUAAAAAUGCCCGAGUGUGUAUAUGGCAAGUUAGGCUUAUGUUUUACUGUGGCAAUUUCUUCACAGCAAAUCCACUUCUGCUUCGUCCGUCCCACAAGAAUUCUAGUUCCAUUUUGAGGUAAAAAAGAAUGCACAGUUUAUUGCUUGGUAGUUGAUAGUGUGAUCAUACACUUGGAUACAUACAUCAAAGUUGGGAACAGAGAAUUGAUGGCUGCUGGUUUGACAAACUCAAAGUGAUGAACCCCGACACUUCCUAGCUCAUUUCUGACAAGUGGAUAAGAAGGGUCUGGUUGGCCAUAAUUUCCGGGCAACUUUGGUGAUAGUUGGUGCUAGAUGAUGGGUCAUCGACUCAUGGGUCAUACUUUGGUACUGGCUGUUAGGUGUGGCUCUGCUCUGUUCUUUGGUUGGGCCUUUCACUGCGUGGAAUUCAAUGGCAGAGGGUCCAAAUCCAAACCUAAUCUAGUGGAUGGGUAUGUAAAGAAACAAAAUUCGGUUUAAGGUAAAUUCACGUUGAACCUUGAGAUGGCGAAUUCAAAUCCUACAUAACGACUUAGGAAUAUAGGGUACAAAAUGAU